AAAAACUUUUCUGUUUUAGAAAUAUACAAUUUUUAUAAAUUUUAUUUAAAGAUGUCUUUAAAUCUGAAUGACGCAGCGAUGGCCGGAAACUUGGAGGAGGUUCUUAUCAGGUUAAAUCUUGGAGAGGAUGUGAAUCAGAAAUAUUACCCAAGAUACUCUACACCCCUCCAUGACGCAGUGUGCUGUGGAAGGGAGGAGGUGUGUAAACUAUUGAUAGAACGAGGAGCCAAUGUAAAUGAGUUGGAUUAUAAGAACAUGACACCUCUUAAACUUGCAAAGAGGUACGGACAGGAUGCCAUAGAAGUUAUGCUAACAGCUGCGGGAGCUAAGGAAUUUAACAAAUUUAAAAAACUAAUCUUUAAGAAAUGACACAUUGUACACUUUUU
Messenger RNA from Eurytemora carolleeae, 386 nucleotides. Its product is annotated as 26S proteasome non-ATPase regulatory subunit 10. The record is from RefSeq and is a predicted model, not a curated record. The transcript is spliced from 4 exons. The coding region runs from base 52 to 369 and encodes 105 amino acids. Lineage: Eukaryota; Metazoa; Arthropoda; Copepoda; Calanoida; Temoridae. Gene Ontology annotation, molecular function: protein binding.